UAAACAUGGCUGCCUCCAUGCUAUGCUAACGUGUUGUGCAAUUGAUUGAACUUGUCUUGUAAAUCAUUGAACUGAUGUCCAAUUCUUUGUUAAUCGGGGAUCACAAGCAACCUAUUCUCGCAGCAACUGACUGCUGUUUCCAAUGUCAAUGCAGUAUUCUUAAGCAACAAAAGAACACAUCCUGAAGUUUGAUCAUAGAAAAAUUAGAGAUAAAAACAUUGAAAAAAGUGAGUUAUUCUUUAAAGCAGUGAAAAUGGUGAACAUCGGAAAUAGAUGGACUUAGAACAUACUGAGAAGUGCUUUGGUCCAUUUUAAGAGGAUUUCAUGAAUAUGGAAAUACAUCAUUGUGACCAAUGUGAGAAAAGCUGUACCCAGUCAAGUACUCUCAAACAGCAUAUGCAAACACAUACCAAUGAGAAACCUUAUCAUUGUCAGGAUUGUGAGAAGAGUUUCACCCAGUCAAGUACUCUCAAACAGCAUAUGCAAACACAUACCAAUGAGAAGCCUUAUCAUUGUCAGGAAUGUGAGAAAAGUUUCACUCGGUCAAGUACUCUCAGACUGCAUAAGCAAACACAUACCAAUGAAAAACCUUAUAAAUGUGAGCAAUGUAAAAUGAGUUUCAUCAUUUCAAAUAGUCUUAAACAGCAUAUACGAACACAUACCAAUGAGAAGCCUUAUCAUUGUCAGGAAUGUAAGAAGAGUUUCACCCAGUCAAGUACUCUCAAACAGCAUAUGCAAACACAUACCAAUGAGAAGCCUUAUCAUUGUCAGCAAUGUAAGAAGAGUUUCACCCAGUCAAGUACUCUCAAACAGCAUAUGCGAACACAUACCAAUGAGAAGCCUUAUCAUUGUCAGGAAUGUAAGAAGAGUUUCACCCAGUCAAGUACUCUCAAACAGCAUAUGCAAACACAUACCAAUGAGAAGCCUUAUCAUUGUCAGGAAUGUGAGAAAGGUUUCACUCGGUCAAGUACUCUCAAACAGCAUAUGCAAACACAUACCAAUGAGAAGCCUUAUCACUGUCAGCAAUGUGAGAAGAGUUUCACUCGGUCAAGUACUCUCAAACAGCAUAUGAAAACACAUACCAAUGAAAAGCCUUAUCAUUGUCAGGAUUGUGAGAAGAGUUUUUCCCAUUCAAGUACUCUCAAACAGCAUAUGCGAACACAUACCAAUGAGAAGCCUUAUCAUUGUCAGGAAUGUGAGAAAAGUUUCACCCAGUCAAGUACUCUCAAACAGCAUAUGCAAACACAUACCAAUAAGAAGCUUUAUCAUUGUCAGCAAUGUAAGAAGAGUUUCAUCCAGUCAAGUACUCUCAAACAGCAUAUGCAAACACAUACCAAUGAGAAGCCUUAUCAUUGUCAGCAAUGUAAGAAGAGUUUCAUCCAGUCAAGUCAUCUCAAACAGCAUAUACGAACACAUACCAAUAAAAAGCCUUUCCAAGAGAACUGCUUUUCAUACAGCAACAUAAAAAAGAUACAUCUUGUUGAACAUCACACUAAACUUGGAAAUUUUACUUGCAUACCAGUAGAUUCAAAUAAUCCAAAUGUUGCUGUAAUACCAAAUUCAGUAAGUCAGUUUUACUGUCAUCAGUGUGAAUGUAUAUAUAGUCAAUUAACCAGUCAAAGACAUUUAUUAAUUAUUCAUAGAGGGGAGGAAUAUAUAUAUAGAUGGGAAACAAUGAAUGAUAAAAAACAGUUAACUGUCACACGUAACGGAUAUGAUGAGGAGCAAACACAAUUGUUUAUUGUGCAUGCUGUUUUCAUUGUUGAGAAGAGGAAUCAUGAUGCUGUGGAAGAAUUCAGAUUAUACAGCCAUGAUUGA
Molecule: messenger RNA, 1818 nt
Organism: Saccoglossus kowalevskii
Lineage: Eukaryota; Metazoa; Hemichordata; Enteropneusta; Harrimaniidae
Biological process (GO): regulation of transcription by RNA polymerase II
Cellular component (GO): nucleus
Molecular function (GO): zinc ion binding; DNA-binding transcription factor activity, RNA polymerase II-specific; RNA polymerase II cis-regulatory region sequence-specific DNA binding
Source: RefSeq, a predicted model, not a curated record